Myxocyprinus asiaticus (Chinese sucker) is the source of this 5176-nucleotide messenger RNA. RefSeq names its product protein FAM171A2-like. Bases 106 to 2670 code for a protein of 854 amino acids. The transcript has 8 exons. The record is from RefSeq and is a predicted model, not a curated record. NCBI's taxonomy places the organism in Eukaryota, Metazoa, Chordata, Actinopteri, Cypriniformes, Catostomidae.
CGCAGCAUCCCGCAUCACAUACAGAAGGAUGCUGGCGACCAUGUCUAAAACACAGACACACAUACAUAUGGGUGACGAGGUGGAAAAAGAGAUGUAGCUUUGAAGAUGCCAUCCUUUUUCGUCUCUCGUUUUUUCCUCUUUCUCUUUUUGUCAGAUAUUAAAGGGAUAGCUGGUAAAUCCCUUCCUGAAAGCGCAGCACUGGAGGUGCAGGUGAGGGUGCAGGUGUUUGAUGGUGGGGAUCUGUCACCCCUGCCCAACGCUGCCAUCACUGUCUACGGUAACCAGAGUGUGCUGGCACAAAGUAAAGCAGGCAGUGAUGGCGUGCAGGUGGUCAGCUUUCUGUAUCGCACGGGAACAUGGGUAAUCAUUACAGCAUCUCAGAGAGAUUACCUGACCAGCUCAGUGCCAUGGCAUGCCAGCCGUGUACCCUUGUAUGCCUCUGUCAGUCUUUACCUUUUAGCACAGAAGCCUGGCACACUGAUCCUUUAUGAUGAUGUCAUCCAGGUGUUUCAUGGCUCUCCAAGUGGGCGGAGUCAGCCAUGGCUGCAAAUUCCAAGGCGGAGCCUACAAUUUAACUCCUCCUACACAGAACUGACUGCAGUUUUAACAACAGCCAGAGAGCAAAAUGAAAUUAACUCAUUCCCUUACCCUCUCGCCCUGGAACCUAACAACACAGGAGGAGAGAAUGGAUGGACUGACCUCACAGUGGUAGCAGCGGUCAGCGCUCAGCUGUUUGAUCAUGAGGGUCGACCGUUACAGGUCAGAGAGCCCGUUCACAUCUCCGUGCCUCUGCCCUCUGAUUCCCACAUGCGAUCUGCCACCAGCAUACCUGUUUGGAUAUAUGACACCAAGACAGGAUUAUGGGUACGAAACGGGACAGGAUUUAUCAGACGAGAGGGAUCACAGCUAACAUGGGACUUCACUGCCUCACAGCUUGGCUACUGGGUGGCAGCCUUCCGUUCUUCAACAGGCUCAGGUUUAUCUCAUCCAGGCCUACGGGACAUCACAGCUUACCACACAUUCUUCCUACUGUCCAUACUGGGAUCUCUUGCGCUGCUUGUACUUGUCUUACUCUGUGUCCUUCUCUACUACUGCAGGCGAAGGUGUCUGAAGCCACGGCGUCAACAGAAACAUGUCCAAGCUCCAUCUGCUUUGAAUGGAUCAAAGCGGGACCAAGGCACCUCCACUUCCCACUUGAACCUCAUCUGUGGUAGCCAUGUUGAAUCAGCUGCCACCAAUGACAAUUUAGAUGCCAACAAAUCUGAGGGCUCACCAUCCCAUGCCUUCAAGAGUGCUCGGGAUGAGUUUUCCAGGCACGUUCCUGCCCAUAAACUCAGGCAUACUUCUAAGACCAAGCAGUCCAAAGGUGCCCAAUCCAAGCAAUCAAAAGGUGAGAGCUUCCCAAUGAAGGUACAUCGAUCAACAGAGACAAGCAGUCUGGACAGCAAUCUUCUACAUGAUGACUAUGGACGCAACUAUAGCCCUGACGACAAAGAUCACGAUUAUCACCGAAGGCACAUUGUCAAUGACAAUCGUGGCUAUACAUCCGACCCGCCUUCUCCGCCAAACACAGACAAGCCACCGGAAUAUUCACAGGUUUUGCAGGGGCCAGAUCACCUUGCUCGUCCAACGUCGCUAAACACACAACCAGGUCAGAUUAUAUUCUGCAGUUCGUUGGAUCAGAUGAAGGAGAACAUGUACCGUUCUAUGGUACCAACUCUUGUGAUCCCAGCCCACUACAUGAGGAUGUCAUCUGAGUUUGGUGCCACAGAUCAAGGUAAGGAUGGGCAGAACCAGACAGAAAGGGACCGAGAUGGACAGAGUUCACAGGGUACCAGCAAUGGGGCUCAGAGCCAAAACCACCAGGGCCAGACCCCAGGCCAUACAGAUACCCAACAAGGGUCAUCUCCAGCUGGCUCAGAUGAAAGCGUUUGGCCCUCCGGUGGUACACCAGGACCAGUUCACAUCCCUGUUUUGUUUAAUGAUUCCACCAUCUCACAGAUGAACGGGGAGCUACAAGCACUCACGGAGAAGAAGCUUCUAGAGUUGGGGGUGAAGCAGCACCCUCGUGCCUGGUUCAUAUCUCUUGACGGCCGUGCCAACGCUCACGUACGCCACUCGUACAUCGAUGUAGGUGCUGAGCUUAGCCAUAGUGGAACACACAGUGGCAACCACAGCGCGCAGAGCACGCUUAGCGCCCCUGCUGGAAGUAGUAAAGACCGCGGUGUAGACAGUACUCUCCAAGACGCCCAACAUGACCGUAAAUCAUCAUCCGGUCGCAAGAGCAAAGAGGAACACCGUGGAAGUGGGCGCAAAAGCCAUGGAUGCACCUCCAGCAGUACUAGUGGUGGCAAACACUACAUGAAACCAGCGUACCAUGACCCUCUUGAUCUGAGUGGAGGCAUUAGCCGCAUGGGCGCCAGUUCGCCACUGGAAAAUCCUCUGACUCCUCUUUUGGAUGAUUGUCCCGAAGAGCCAAGGGGGUCUUCAAUGCCACGCAGGGGUCGAAGCCGCGGUAACAGCUCACGGAGUAGCAACAGCGAAACGCAACGUGACUCGGUUACCAGCCCAGAGGAUGACAAUGACCUGGACGACAAAGACGAGAACAAGAAGAGUCCCUGGCAAAAGAUUGAAGAGCGCCCCCUCAUGGUGUUUCACCCCAAAAAGUAGAACAGAGGAAAUGAACCCCAGCAGCUGCCUUGACCAAUUAUAGGCACACUAGAGAUGUGUUCAAAUUGAUCAAAUAAUGAUUCUGAAAGUUAACAAAUAUUUCGGGCUAAUUCUCACAGACUGAAUGGAUGCAUUUUUUUUUUUAAUAAUUUGAUACGCGCCAUGUCAUUUGUUGAAUAUAUAUAUUGGAAACUGUCACUAUGACAACAGACAAUGAUCUAUUUGAAUGCAUCUCAGGGGUCAAUGAAGCUGAAUUAGGUGGCAACACACCAUCGUAGUGUUUAUUAUAGUAAGGAGAAGUCAUAGGCAUACGUUCAAUUCAAGACCAGUCAUAGCAGAGUAAGGGAACCAAGAAACCAUACAAAUCAAACUCUUACAAAUGACUGCAUCCAAAAACACCUGAAUAUCUUUUCACACACAGUGGCUUGGCGAUACUUAUAAACAUUUGGAAUGGGUGGAUUUCUCAAAUGCUUCAGUCUUCAAUGUGUUUCUCUCUGCUGGAUCAACAACUUUUGAUGUUUUCCAGAACUUCAUGUUAAACUUUUUGAGACUGUUUCCUUAUGUUCUAAUGCAGUAUAAUCCUAUACUCUUUCCCAAAACUUUCUCUUUCUCUCUAACCUUCAAUAUUCAUUAUUUUGAUGUCAGUUCCUUAUUCAAUCUUUCGUACUAAUUUUAUAUACAUUUUGUGCAUUGCUAAUCUGAAUUAUUUCAGAUUUACAACAUUCCAAAUGGUUUACCGUUUGUCCUUAAUUACAGUCUAACUACGUAAAAAUGUAAUUAACAAGGCUUUGUGUUCACAUUAGAUCAGUGUGUUUUUAUAGCAAUUACUGUUUUAUAAAAUCCUUGAUUUUCAUCCUUCAACACAUUGUCCACUGUACUGCAGUUCUUGUGACUCUGUUCAAUGAGAUAGGCUUAAAUAUAGCACUUUUUGUGCUAAAGUUAGAAUUUGUGUAGGAAAAGCUGAUUCCAAAUUAAUCGCCUUAUGUUUCUUCUAUAUGGGACCCUGUUCUUGUUUGUAAUGAAAAAGCACUGACUGUGUCAAACAGUAGACAUGAUUGUACAUUUCCCACAGUUAGUUUCAGUUCAGUAUAAUUAAUUUGUAUUGCUUCCAACAUUUUCAAUAUUCAGAUUGGGUACAGAGUGCUUUUCAUUUGUUUAGAAGGAAAUCAUUUAAUGUAUAUGUAUGAUAGCAUUUAUGUGCAUGAGAUAACUAGCAUAGGGCAAGAGAUUUUGUAUACAUAAAAUAGAAACAGACACUAUUUAGCAUGAAGGUUGACACUAGGCGGAAUGCAUCUGAUACUGAUGCCAAACAGAGGAAUUUGCCAAAAUGUAAAAUGCCAUUUUAAAAUGUUAUUAUAUAGUUUACAGGCCAGUGUUUUGCCAACAUUUGCCCAUCAAAAUUCUUCCAGCGUUGUUAGUAUUCACACUGUCGGUAGUUUUAAAAAAGACUGACUUAAAGCCAUUUUUAAAUUAAAUUUGAAUAAUUUUGUAUACUUCUUCUUUUAUUAUUUUUUAAACAAUUGUUUGAUUUCUCCUUUGUUUACUAUUAUCAAAACAAGCACAAGACAUGUUUCACAUUUAAAGCACCAUUUUAUAAAUUAAUAAAACUGAUUUACAGGGUACUCUAUGCUGCAUGAGGGCUGAUGUCAAGAACUGUUUGAUGACAAUCAAACAUGAGACAACAAGACAUUUACUAAAAUAGUUCUGCUCAUGCUAAUCAGAUGCCAAUCACAUGUAAAUCUUUUGCAAUGCCGGUCAAAUAACACCACUGCUGCAACAUCCCUUAAAUCUGUGUCACUUGUUUUGUAAUAGUUUUUGAAAGCCAGAACUUCUGCUAACUAACAUCUACAAUGACGAACAUAACUUUUAUUGAAACUGAGAUUAAGAACCAGUUAAUACAUCACAAAGAUGGCGCUUGAAGAGACAGUUUACCCAAAAAUGAAAAUUCUGUUAUCAUUUAAUCACCAUAUUGUUUCAAACUAGGUGCUCUAAAACCUCAAAUAGACCUACAUUUUUUAUUUUAGAUUUGCAUAUUCUUUUUAAGCAUUUGGAAAAUUCUUAGACUGUUUGAACUAGUAGUUCAUUUAUGGGGUUCACUCAUUGUCCAACUUCAAGAAAUGAAAUCAAAGCCAUUCCCUUUCUCUGUAUCUUCAUAUUUUGCUCACAACCUGUGGAUCAUUUACACAGGAAAUAUCUAUCUGCAUUUGUCAAUGUACAUUAAUCACGUGAUUUGGUGCACUGAAAGAACAUUUCCCUCUGUCUUGUGUAAAUAGUUUUCUCUUUGGCUGAUAAUGAAUAUGACAUUUAUGUUAUGGGUGUUGCUUCCAUUGUGCACAACAGCUUUGUGUAACUGUUUUAAAAUAACGUCAGAUGGAACUUUUGCAAUUUUAUAAUUUGUUCAUAUUCUAAAUAUGAAAAAUCACAUGUAAAUGAGGAAUUACAGCUGGAAAUUCACUUCUGAGAUGUCUGAAAGUCAUGUGAAGUAUAGUAAAAAAGUUGCAUUUCU